AGUUAGUAUGUUGACAUUAGUUUGACAAGUUUUUUUGAUUACUAUUAUUUUGAGGUUAUUAUAGGUUAAUUUUCACGGAAUUGAAUCAACCAAAAAUAAAGCGUUCGUUUCGUUAUUUUAAGAAAACAAGUAUUUUUACGUUGCUACCUUUUAAAUAUCCACGCUCGUCAUGUUUUUGGGGCGCAGGAUACCCCAAAUAUUACAACAAGCAACUGGCAUCCAACUAACUCUAUUAAGAUGUAAUUCACAAAAAUCUGAGAAAACAAUUAACCAAGUAACAUUGCUGGGUAGAGUUGGUGCUGAUCCUCAGAAACGUGGCUCAGAAGAACAUCCAGUCAUAAACUUUCCAUUAGCUACUCAUUACAGUUACAAGUAUGAAUCAGGUGAUGUCUUGCAAAGAACUGACUGGCAUAGAAUAAGUAUUUUUAAACCUGGCCUAAGAGAUACAGUCUAUAAAUAUUUAAAGAAAGGUCAGAGAGUUUACAUAACUGGUAAGUUAUCAUAUGGAGAAGUCAAAAUGGAUGAUGGCCAAGUUAGAUCUGCCUCAACGAUCAUAGCAGAUGAUGUUAUAUUCUUCCAAAAUGUGCCAGAACAGUAAUGUGCAACUUUGUUAUAAUGUUAAAGUUGAAAUAUCUAGUUUGUAAGGAUAAUUGUUAAUUAUAGUUUUCUAAUACAAUUAGUUUUGAAACAAAAUGGCUUUUUAUUUUUCUUUGUUGUAAGUCAAUAAUUCAUGAUAGCUGCAUAAAUUUUUAGCUAUUUUAUUUUAGUCUUGUUAGAUUUGUUUCAUUCAAAUCAAAGUUGAACAAAUUCUUCUUAUGAUUUGAUAACGCCAAGAGAUAAGAUGCCAAGUCCAAAACCAAAUAGGUUUUGGACUUGGCAUUAUUAAUUUUAUCCUCUCUUUCCAUGUAUGCACUGUGUUUCUUACUUUCUACGAAUAAUUAAGAGCUUAAUUAUUAUUAGGCUCUUGAUUAUUCCUUGACUUAAAAGAAAAUUCUGAAUAAGGGUCUUGAGCUUGUUCUUUGAUGUUUAUAAUAUUGUUUAUAAUAAAUCAUAGUAUAUGUUCUUAAUUUUCGUUAGUCUGAAUUUUAGUUUUAAAUCCUAACUCAAUAAAGGGCAACAGCCAUAGAGGGUUCCGGACCAAAUAUGAUGGUUGUAAGUUCUUACAACUUUCCUACUAGUCAAAUGGCGAUUAUAUGUAUAUAUUUUAAAAUAAGUCCAGGUCUCCUCAUGAUGUUCACCUUUACUGUAUUUCAGUGGUGUCUAAAUACCUAAGCUUGAAAUUUCAUAAAUGAUGAAUGUCCAACUUGAAAAAUACAUUGAUACCUAUUAGUUUGAUUUUGAACCCGCACUCUGAUACAUUAGAACGCGACGAACGGGUGCAUUAACUUUCGGCCCACCGACACAUUAAUUUCUCUAUUUUGAUGAUGCAAAGCAGUAGACUGCGCUGUACACAAAAUACGUACCUACGUAAUGUAGAUACCAUAUUUCUUUUCUACUUAGAUUUUACAAGCCCAGGCUUGCGCUUAUUAUUACAUACAUGAUCCAAACUUAUAAACAUACUGCUCGUUGUAUAGGUAGGAUAAUUGUUUAGCGUCCGACACCUUCCCACGAUCCGAAUUUUCCGGGUUUACUUAAGCAUAUCAAAAAAGAAAUUGUAAAACCAUAUUUGGGUAUCGAACCCUCAAUGUCAUCUGCAGUCGUGCCUCUAAAUUUGUAAGCAACGAAAUCGGAGGAAUACGGGACCCGUCCACUUUUAUAGUUUUAUUUUGGUACCUAUAUAAAUAAAUAUUAAACAGGUACUAAAAAUAAAAUGACCCUUUACACAUAAUUAUUUUCUCAUUUAUUUUAAGUUAUAAUAAAUCUGACACAAUUAUAAACGUGAAACUUUAUGUUUAUUGUAUUGUGUACAUCAAGUUGGAAAUUUUGGCAUUAUGCCAAAUACAAAUAAAUGUAAAAAUACAAACUCAAAUGUUAUUAGAACUUACGGAUAUACUAGGUACUUUGAUAAAGCUCCACUUUUUGUUUUACAAAUCAUACAUACACUCUCUUUACAGUCAGUUUCUUAAAUCUUAACUAAAUUAAUAUUUACAAAGACAUUUUUACUCUAUAACAUCUAACUACCUACCUACAUUGAUAAAAGAGAUCACAGAAAAUUGUAGCUGGAAAUCUUUGAGUAAAAUCCCUAUCGUAGUAUGUCUACCACUUUAUUUUUUAUCACAGUGGGUGUGUUUUAUUGAUUUCAAGGCAUUUUCAUUUUAAAAUAUUUGACAUUUUAUUGUCUUUUUUAUAUUAAUAAUUUUUAUAUAUUUCUUUACAAACCAAAAGCUGCCUAAUACAUUAUUUUGCAUUUAUGUGGUAGAUGUUAUAGUAAUUACAUUUCACAUGCUACAAUUGAAGGUUUGCCAAAAAGAACGAAUGGAAGACGACGUUAAAUUAUGAUAAUAUUCUUAAAUUUCAAUCCUUUGAGUUCUUUUGGAUUAUAUCUUCUCUUUUUAGCAAAUCUAAACAAAAAUAUAAAACACUCAUAAAACUAAUUAAAUUACGCAAAUGCAUUAAUCGAGUGCGCAUUACGCACGUAACAUGGAUAGAUACAGAGUUGUGGCAAUUUCCAGUAACUGCUAAAUCUCAGUCAACAGUUAAGUAAUAGUCCAUUGCACAAAUCUUAUAGGUAAUAUUUUAUGACUUUAACACAAAUAAACUCUCGUCCCUUUUGCUAACUAUUUAGAUAGAUAAUUGACACUAUUAGGUAUAAAAAUCACUUGGCACAAAGGCAUCAUUAAGGUCCAUACCCUGUUAAACUCCAAUGACCAUCCUAAAUCUGUCAAAGUACUCUCAGUUAAUAAUUGUUCAUCAAGUACGUUAAUAUUUUUUAGAGGAAGACUUAAAUAUCCUUUCUGAGAGGAAUUUGACUAGAAUUUUAGUGGGUGGAGCUGGUUGCAUACUGAAUAUGCAAAAAUUGCGUUUUGCACUGUUAAGUGUCCCACGAUUCAAGUCUUUUGUAAUCAUUGUUCACAUUUUUCACUUUUUAGAUUAAGCGCGUAAUGUUCAGAGGCGUACUCUGAUUCCCGCUUCAUCAUCAUGUUUUCACCAAUAAGAGCACUUAUGUGGUGUUUAUCAUGGUGCGGCUGAACUGGAUUGGGAUCCGGUCGCGCACGCUUCCGCCACGGCUCUGACGCUGCCAUACUUAGGUCAGUAGGCAUGUCUUCAUCUACGGGUUCUUCGUCACAACGUUCUUCCUUCAUUUCAGUUUUAACGACAGCUUGAGGCACCACUCUCGUCGGACUCAUUUGUUGCCGUAGCAAUGAAAUGUUCUUGAUGUUCUUCAGUUCAGUUGGAUUUCUUAAAAACCUGUAAUAAAGAAGGAUUUUGUUAGUUCUCGAAAUAAGAACUUAUAAAAGUUUUCAAAAAUGUGAAUCAAAUGUUAUUUUUACUUACUGGUAGCAAUGUCUUUCGCCUUGCACUUUCCGCAGGAUAUUCACACGGUAGUAGUAUCUCAAAGCUCGUGACAUUUUGUCGUAAUUCAUGGAAAGGUGAUUCUUCUGGAUUCCCCACAGUUUUGCUAGUCCAGCAGGAUCUACUAUUUUAAACACGCCUGUUUCUCUAUUUUUCCAUGCAAUGUAGUUAGUGUAUCGCUGAGAAGGAUCAUUUAGUAGCUGUUGUAGGAAGUCCCAAAGUAAUCUUCCAUCUGAAAAUAAUAAAAACAAAUAAGUACUAUGUUUAAGGGACUGAAUAUACAAUUUUACUGUCAUAUAUUAUUGUUCUGUAAGCAUAUUAAUCUAACCAAAAUGAAAUAAAUUGAUCCUUACUUGUAUUGGACUCCGGCAUGUCGUUCGGGAAGAAUUCCCUAUGUUGAGCUCGGUAAUGUGAGUGCUGUGGCGCUGGGUGAGGCUGCGGUGCGGGGCUAGAUAGUGGCGCAUCCUUAGGGGAUCGUGGUGGUGGCGCGAAUUGGGCUUCUUCAUCUGAAUCUGAAUGAUUACUUCCUGAACUUGCCGCCUGAGUAGUAGCAGGUAUAGAUGGUGCAUAGUUAGGGGCAUAAUUAACAGCUUCUCCUCGUUGUGGGCUUCCUGAACUAUCUACUGAUGGCGCUGGACUUAAAGUCACAGAAUUUGGCUGAGCAGCCGCUGCAGCAGCGCUGUGGAAAUGGUGAAAGCUGUCGACGGCCCAUGUUGGAGUUGGGGGAUGAGAAUGUGGGGAUGGUGGGUAAGGCGCUGCACGAGCUGUAGGUGUCACUGGAGACGAUGGUACUCUUCCGAGCAAUGCUGCAUCUCUUACUAGCAUUUGCAGAACAUUAUGUAGUACAUCUCCAGCACCAGGACAGCGUUCGCCCAAGUCAGUUUUUGUUAAAAGACACAAAGCCUUUCCUGAAAAAAUAACAUAAUUUGUUAGUUAAAUUUAUUUGAUCGAUGAGGAUAUUAAAUUAUCUUGUAUUUUUAUUAAAUAAUAUUUACCAUUCAUUUGGAAGAGAUCCAUAUCGAAAUUCGGCAAAUCGAAUUCCCUUUCGCACCAUUUCAGGAAAACUGCAACGUCUUCCCUAGUCCAUAAUCUUGGUUCUGGAGGAAGACCAGCCGGCAGUUGGGCCUUCGCAUCACCGAGUGGUGAAGGCGGUGGCGGGGCCCAUGGUAGGGGGUAUCGCCAUAGUAACUCCGUUGGACUGAAUGGUAGCGGCAGCCGCUCCAUGCUCGGCCCCGACGGCAAUUGAAGACUGACAACUUUCAUCACGACUGUGUCUGUAACAAAAUUGAAACGCAUGCUAUAACAAUCAAAAUCUUUAAAGUUAAUUCAAACUUGUUGCCUAGUUGAAGGAUUCCCCAAUGAAUUCAAAUUAAAGUCGGUACAUACUGUAGUUGGACUACCGUUAAAACAGUUCAGCUAUUUGAUAACAGGUGGCGCCAAAGUGGCAAUGUGUUAGUUUUAGGUAUCUUAUCUUUUCUGAUGGCAUCUUCUUAUCAGUCAUUAUUAGAUACCGUGUAAAAUGAAACUACUGUCAUUUUGAUACUCAAGAAAGUAAUUUUUUUUUACAAUUUAUUGUUGGGUGUUUCAGAUCUAGGUUUUGUCAAAGCAAACUCGCGAAAGAUUUUAACUAUAUUAUAUGCUCUUACGUAAGAAAAGCUAUUGAAAUCAAUAUUUAUUUAUAGAGUUUUUAUUACAUUUUAUUGAAAACUUUUUAGUAAUAUCUCGAUAACACAUUACAUUACAUAAUGUAACAGUUGAAGUAAGCGUUAUUAUUGUUUUUAAUGCAUGUGCAACUUUUGGUAUAGAAAUUGUCACUGGGACUGUUUGUUGUUUUUAAGAUACAAUUACUUAAUGCAGUUUUGAUUGUUUGAUUGUUAGAUAUACCUACCUAUAGAGUAAAAACAAUUCCUUGCUUUGUUGUAAUAUUUGUAAUUUAAAUAAACAAUAAACUAGGAGGGAAUCUUUAAUUUUAUUGUCGACUACAAAAAUUGGGCGAGUUGUCUGUUUGACUGUACAGGAAUAUCGUAAAGUAUCUUCUUUCUCAACUGACAAAUCCCUGUUGUUGUGAUGUCAUAAAGGUUAUCACAUUUUGAUAACUUUAUUCGUGUUUAUUGGCAAUAAUUUCAAGCGACUAUCUACUUGUUGGCAAGGCUCUGUGAUUGUCUCAACUUUUCUAAAUAAAAAGUUAGCAAUAUUUUAUUGUUUAGUAAAUUCUUAAUUAUGAAAUUCAUCAUUUUUGUGCUAAGUAAGGAUAAUUAAUUCUUCUGCAAAAGUAAGAAGAUAUAAAAUUUUUACGUUCUGGAUUGGAUGGCUUUAGAUUUUCAUAUUAUCAUAAAUAAAAUGAUGGUAUAACAUCACAAAAAUUAAGUACCUACUACAUUUUAUCAGUUUUCUGUCCUUUGUUGUGUUCGAUGUUGUUUUGUUUUUCUUAAUUUGGCUGUUACUACAGCCACAUUAAGCGACAGGCAGGGCAGUUUGAGAUUCUAACUCUAUUUUUAAAUGAACCAAAUCAAAUUAAAUUGGUAAUAACAAAAACUUAUUUAGGAUUCGCUAAGAAUGAGUUUUAACAAUUCAAGUUUACUUCUAUACAGCAAUGUGAAUAGAUCUUGAAAUUAACAUCAAAAUAAGUAUUUUAUAUUACUACGAAGUUUAAUUUGCUGCCGGAUUUGGAGUUCGUAUCUCUGAGCACAGUACAGUCAGUUGCCUUAUCGGGCGCGGUCGGAAAUGCGUGAGUCCGCGAUAGCGUGGUCUGCGAUAAGCACCGCUACUUACCGGCUGAGCUGAUCCGGAACUGGUUGCGUCGUCAAAAUCCUAUAUGUAGACGGUAACUUGGUAAAUCAGCACAUGUACAUUGUCACAAACACUUGUAGCACAGAAUCCAGUGUUCACAGAGCACCAGGCACACGCGAAGCAGCGGCGGUCCCUCCAAACGUGUCGUGUUACGGCUCGCCGUAAACCAGCAGCGUAUCUGAGGGAUCGAGUUCGCAGACAAGCGUCGCGGGCGACUCUCCGAC
This is a messenger RNA of Spodoptera exigua (beet armyworm), 6467 nucleotides long. NCBI's taxonomy places the organism in Eukaryota, Metazoa, Arthropoda, Insecta, Lepidoptera, Noctuidae. The record is from the annotation of a GenBank genome assembly.